Molecule: messenger RNA, 2728 nt
Organism: Populus euphratica (Euphrates poplar)
Lineage: Eukaryota; Viridiplantae; Streptophyta; Magnoliopsida; Malpighiales; Salicaceae
Product: pentatricopeptide repeat-containing protein At2g33680-like
Exons: 1
Coding region: 42-2333 (763 amino acids)
Biological process (GO): RNA modification
Molecular function (GO): protein binding; RNA binding
Source: RefSeq, a predicted model, not a curated record
UAGAACCUCCGUACCCAAAAUUUCAAACAUCAGUUAAUCCCAUGAAUGCCCUUCUCCCCGCCAUUUCCCUUCCCUGUUUCUCAAAAUCCCAACAACCUUUCCCGCCAUUGAAACCAAAACCACCCAGCACCGCCUUCCCCUCCUCCUUUAAACCCCUAAAACACAGCAACAGCAACAAAACACAAACCCCGGAACUAAAAACAACUCAGAACUGCACUAAUAUCUCUUUGGCAUCUCCUUCUGAAGAGACCCUUCUAUCUAAUGACUGGCCUCAGCUCCUAAAAAUCUCAAUUGGGUCUAAAGAUUUCUUGCUAGGCAAGGCAAUCCAUGCCUACUUAGUAAAAAUAGCCUCCCAAAAUGACCCAUUUGAAGGCAAUAAUCUUAUUAAUCUGUAUGCGAAAUUUAACAGAUUGGAUCUGGCAUGGAAGGUGUUUGAUGAAAUGCUUAUUAGAAACACUAUUACUUGGACUUCACUAAUAAAAGGUUGUCUAGAGAAUGAAGAUUUUGUGUCUGGGUUUAGUGUUGUUUGUGAUAUGUGUGAAUUUGGAGAGAAGUUCAAUGAGCAUACUUGCGUGGUGAUUUUACAGGCCUGUAGCGAGAUAGGGGAUGUGGUAUUAGGGAAACAAAUUCAUGGUUUUGUAAUAAAAAGUGGCUUUGAGGAGAAUGUUUUUGUUAGCACUUCAUUGAUUUCUAUGUACUCGAGAAGCAGGAACUUUGAUGAGGCAGAGAAAGUGUUUAAUGGUGUGGGUUGUAAAGAUCUUCGGUGUUUAAAUUGUAUGAUUUUGGAAUAUGGAAAGGCUGGAUAUGAGAAGAGGGCUAUUGGGGUUUUUAUAUAUCUGAUAAGUAUUGGUUUGGAUCCUAAUGAUUAUACUUUCACUAACAUAAUUAGUACUUGCAAUGUAGAGGAGGGUAAGCAACUACAUGGGCUUGCCGUAAAGUAUGGUGUUUUGCUUCAAACUUCGGUGGCAAAUGCAGUUAUUACUAUGUAUGGGAAAAUUGGAAUGGUCGAGGAGGCAGCAAGAAUGUUUUCUGUGAUGAAUAAGAAGAAUUUGAUUUCUUGGACUGCCUUAAUAUCAGGCUACACAAGGAAUGGAUAUGGUGAAAAGGCUGUUGAUGGUUUUCUGGAAUUGCGUGGUUGUGGUGUUGAAUGUGAUUCUGGUUUGUUAGCUACAAUUCUUGAUGGCUGCUCAGAAUGCAAAAACUUGGAAUUGGGAACUCAAAUUCAUGGAUUAGUGAUCAAGCUUGGUUAUCCCUGUGAUCUUUAUAUUGGGACUGCUUUAAUAGAUUUAUAUGCCAAAUGCAAGAACUUGCAGGCUGCAAGAACAGUUUUUAAUGGGCUUUCCCCAAGGAGUACUGCUUCUUUCAAUGCCAUUCUAGUGGGAUUUAUUGAGAAUGAUAGCAACGAAGAAGAUCCCAUGGUUUUUCUUAGUCAGUUGAGACUGGCUGGUAUUAAACCAGAUUCAGUGAGUUUUUCACGGCUUCUAUGUUUAUCUGCCAAUCGAGCUUCUUUAGUAAAAGGGAGAGGUCUCCAUGCAUAUUCUAUUAAAACAGGAUUUGCAGGUGAUAUUUCAGUAUCCAAUGCUUUAAUUACCAUGUAUGCCAAAUGUGGAGUUGUUGAAGAUGCUUAUCAAGCAUUUAAUUCAAUGAGCGCUAACGAUUGCAUAUCUUGGAAUGCCAUAAUCUCGGCUUACUCUCUUCAUGGUCAAGGUGAAAAGGCCUUAUUGCUAUAUCAAGAGAUGGAGGAGAAAGGGUUUACUCCUGAUGAGAUCACGAUAUUGGUUAUCCUUCAAGCUUGCACUUAUUCGGGUUUGUCUGAAGAUGGAUUACACCUAUUCAACACAAUGGAAUCAAAAUAUGGGAUUCAGCCAUUGCUUGAGCACUAUGCCUGUAUGGUUGAUCUUUUGGGCCGGGCUGGCUAUUUAUCACAAGCCAUGGAUAUUAUUAACAGAAGUCCCUUUUCAGAGUCAACUUUGCUCUGGAGAGCUUUGGUCAAUGUGUGUAAGUUGCACGGGGAUCUGAAUCUUGGCAAGUUAGCUUCAAAACAUUUACUUGAUUUGUCACCUGAUGAGGCAGGUUCUUAUGUACUUGUUUCAAAUAUGUAUGCUGGUGAAGGAAUGAUAGAUGAGGCAUCGAAGGUUAGAACAACUAUGAAAGACUUGAAGUUGAGUAAAGAAGCAGGCAGUAGCUGGGUUGAGAUUGAUAACAUGGUCCAUCAUUUCGUGGCAAGUGGCACAGACCAUCCAGAAAGUAUAGAAAUUUAUGCAAGAUUGGAUCUAUUAAGGAAUGAAAUGAGAGGGACAUAUGAUAACAAAGCUGAUCUCAAUCUAAUUUAAGAAUUCGUGUGACUACAAAAAAACAGAAUCAUCUCACUUGUAGAGUUCUCUUUAUUCAUUGGGGUCGGUAUCAGUUUGGCAUCUGCCCUUAAAUUACUACAUUGCAUACAUGAAGCAGUUACAGAAUGCUGCACCUAUAAAUCAAGAGUUCAAAUUGUGGAGAAAGACGAGAACAUGCUAGAUGUUAUCACCGAUGGACCUCCCCCGACUAUAACCAUUGUCAUUCUUGCCUCGACUGGAUUAAGAGAUGCUGGAUUUAUUCUGACUCACAUUUUGCUGCAAUUUUUUUUUUCUUGGUAGAAAAAAACUUGAUCCAGCGGUUCCAGUUUUUUUUACUGUAAUUACACUGACAUUUUAAUUCAGGUGUAAGGAAAGCAAAUCUACUGGAAUUUUCA